Messenger RNA from Gymnodraco acuticeps, 1071 nucleotides. Its product is annotated as G2/M phase-specific E3 ubiquitin-protein ligase-like. Gene Ontology annotation, cellular component: nucleus. The transcript is spliced from 7 exons. NCBI's taxonomy places the organism in Eukaryota, Metazoa, Chordata, Actinopteri, Perciformes, Bathydraconidae. The record is from RefSeq and is a predicted model, not a curated record. Bases 1 to 1071 code for a protein of 356 amino acids. Gene Ontology annotation, molecular function: ubiquitin-protein transferase activity.
AUGUGUCACACUGACCCAGAGAUCCACGUCUUAUUUUCUGACUCACAAGAGGGCCCAGGAACAUCAGGAGGUGUGCUGGAAACUGUGUGCUAUAGCAAAUAUACUCAGCUGUAUGCACCCAUUGCAAUAGAGGAUAAGGAUGACUCAGACAGUGUUGAGUGCAGUCAUGACAUUCCAGAGGAUACAAAGGUGGACCAGCAAUCACUUUCUGAGAUAACUGCAAACCUGGCCCUAGAGAUUGACCAUCGAGCUGUCAGCAGAUUUAACAUCUGUCGCUCGAACAUCUGGGAUGGAGCAGUCAGAGGAUUCAAAAGGGCAACAUUAUCAGAAAAGAAAGACAUCCUGGUGAAAUUAUCUGACGAUGAAGGGAGGUUUGAGGAAGGUCUCGAUACAGGUGGCCCCAAGAGAGAAUUCCUCUCCCUUCUCAUGAAAGAGCUGAACAAACGGCCCAUAUUUGAUGGACCUGUGGAGAGCCGCGACCUGGUCUACAAUUCAACAGCUAUCAGAGAGGAUGAGUAUUAUUUAGCAGGGAAGAUGAUUGCUGUGUCCAUUGUGCAUGGUGGACCUGGUCCUAAUUUUCUGUCAGAGGAUCUGGUCAGCUACAUCUCAGGGCAGAGCAGUUUCAAGGCAUCUGUCGGAGACAUUACAGAUGAGGAGAUAGGGAAAGUCCUACAAGAGAUUCAGAAUUCACCCUCAGUGGAGAUCCUUCAGGACUUGAUGAUAUGGAACAGUGCCAUGUUGCAGACUGCUGGGUACUUCAGACAUGUCAGGUCAUGUGAAGAAAAACAAAUUAUUGUAGAGGAUUACCUGAAGUGGUACAUAAUCCACAGGAACAACACUGCAAUCGAAAGAUUCAAGGCUGGACUUGAAAGUUUGCAGUUUCUGACAGCUCUGCAGCAGCAUCCGACGGUCCUGACCCCUGCUCUCUGUCAUGACGAUGUGAAGCUGUCUGCUGCAGAGAUGGAAAAUAUGUUCCAGCCUGAAUUUAGUCAACAGGGAAGCAACAGAAGGGCUCAGGAAGAGAAAGCUAUGAGUUACUGGGCAGACUAUCUUCUCGAUUGUGAAGGUUAG